GUGGCCUAAACUGUUGACAUGUCUAUAUAAGUCCAGUCAUCCUGCCUCGCCAGUCACAUCCUGAUACACUGUACACCAGACAAGGUUCAUUAGUUGUCUGUAGUUAGUCCCAGGGUGUUGCUGUCUACACUACAGUCCACCAUCCUGCCAUCAUGGGCGUGGUCAAAGUCAUGGCAACUGUUCUUCUGCUGGCUGUCCUGCUACACUCAGGCACCCAGGUGACUUCCUCUCGUGAUGGUAGACACAGGACCCGAGCAUCUUCCCUCUCUCAGUCUGUGACGUCAUUCGGAGCCUCGCUUUACCGCCAGCUGACAUCCGGGAACUUUGACAACCUCAUCUUCUCUCCUUUCAGUGUCUUUCGUGGCUCUCACCAUGACUUUGUUAGGAGCCAACGGCACCACAAAGCGAGAACUAAUGACAGUGCUGUCCGUGGGGCCGCAGCAAGGUGUUCAUCAGACACUGCACAAUGCCAUUACCUCGCUUCCGACUGGUCUUGACCCUGACACCAACCUGACCUUACGUGUUGCCAACGCCGUGUACUACAACCAGUCCCGGAUCACGGUGUUACCUGGAUUCUCACAGAACAUCCAGAGGCUGUACGGGGGAGCACUUAAGCCUUUCGAAGAUCCAAACCCCGAGGCCGCCAUUAACUCUUGGGUGGAGGAAGUGACGGAUGGAAUGAUCCAGAACCUCCUGCCACCUGGUCACUUCACCACCUCCGACACCGUCCUCAUGCUUCUCAAUGCAGUCUUUUUCGAGGGGUUCUGGGAAAACCAGUUCUCCACGAGGCUCACAAGUGAAUCUAACUUUACCACGGCGACAGGAAGUGUGGUGCGAGUUCCCAUGAUGCAUCGGUCGCACGCUUCUAUCAGUUUUAAAAACAUCCAGGCUUUGAACGCUCAGGUGAUUGAGCUGCCUUACAAGGGAAACCGAUUCAGCCUCUUUUUGGUCAUGCCCAACACCUGGGAUGGUUUGAUGAACCUGGAGAGACGCUUGGACGGUCAGAUGCUCAACCGUAUCCUGAACGAAAUGCCCCCAACUGUUAGGACCGAACUCUUUCUGCCAAAAUUUCGUCUGAGUACCGGGAAGGAGCUGAAUGACCAUCUCAAGUCCAUGGGUCUACGGACUGCGUUCUCGCUGAGAGCGGACUUCCGGCGAAUGUCCACUACUCCCCUUUUCAUCAGCAAAGUUAUUCACAAAGCUAUCAUAGAGGUGACUGAGUCUGGCAGCAGGGCGGCAGCUGUGACAUCAGUCGAACUCUCCCCCCGUUCAAGUCCGCGGAACACUGUCCAUGUGAACAAGCCCUUCGUGUUCAUCCUGCGCGAUAAGACUUCAGGGCUCAACUUCUUCAUGGGCAGAGUUACCGACCCUUCACAGGAGUAACGUCCCGUAGACAUGAUCGUGAAUCCUCGGUUAUUUCGACCUUUCGGG
Molecule: messenger RNA, 1431 nt
Organism: Pomacea canaliculata
Lineage: Eukaryota; Metazoa; Mollusca; Gastropoda; Architaenioglossa; Ampullariidae
Product: serine protease inhibitor 2.1-like
Exons: 7
Coding region: 373-1383 (336 amino acids)
Biological process (GO): negative regulation of endopeptidase activity
Molecular function (GO): serine-type endopeptidase inhibitor activity
Source: RefSeq, a predicted model, not a curated record